AUGGAUAAAGUCUGCAACGCUUGCGAACCCUUCCUUCCCGGACUCACCAAGAGUCUGUCCUCCUUCCUUUCCAGUCUCGAAAGCAACCUCGCAAUCUUACUAACGGCCUCCGCAACCAACCUCCACGGCCUCAGCCUUUAUCUCUCUUCCGCUCCAUUCUCCUCCAACCUCAACUCCUUCUCCACUCGAUUUAACCUAUGGUAUACAACCUUAGGCGAUCAUCUAUUCAUUCCCCUCGCCAUCUUCUUCUCCUUCCUCGUCGCCGUCUCCCUCUUUCUCCUUUUCACGUUCCUCGCCCACCUUUACGUCGGUGUCGAUCCAAUCCUUGUCGAAUUCCCCCUUCCUUCACCUUCGUACGACCCCUACGCCGACGAGCAAAGCAAUUCCUUCAGCGACCCAGACGUCUGUCCGCAGCUCGUCGCAGAAUCAUCCGACCAAACUCUCCAUGCCGUAAACCCCUCCACCGGCGAGACCCUGGGCUAUGUCCCCGUCCACUCCACAGAAGCUGUCGAUGAAGCCGUGUCUCGUGCCCGGGAAGUCCAGCCCAUCUGGGCCGCCACCACUUUCGCCCAACGCCGAUCUGUCAUGCGCGUCCUGCUCAACCACAUCCUCCAUGAGCAGAAGCGCCUUUGUGAAAUCAGCCGAAGAGACAGUGGCAAAACCUUGCUCGACGCCUCCCUCGGCGAGAUCAUCCCCACCAUGGAAAAGCUGCGCUGGGUCAUCGCCGAAGGCGAAAACGCUCUCGUUCCCGAUCGCCGCACAGUGGGUCCGAUGACCAUUCACAAGAAGGCCACUGUAGAGUAUAUGCCGCUGGGCGUUAUCGCCGCGAUCGCGCCGUGGAAUUAUCCGCUGCAUAACCUUAUGAACCCUGUUAUCGCCUCGCUGUUCGCGGGUAACGCAGUCGUGGUCAAGCCUUCCGAGCACACCAGCUGGUCCUCGCUCUACUUUGCCCGCCUCGUCCGCAGAGCGCUUGCGUUAUGCGGGCAUUCGCCAGAGCUCAUGCAGCUUGUCGUUGGCGAUGGCGUCGUCGGUCAAGCGCUGGUUAACGCUGAUAUUGACAAACUGUUCUUCACGGGUAGUACAAUCAUUGGGCGUAAGGUUGCGCUAGCAGCAGCAAAGAGGCUGCUUCCUGUCGUGCUUGAGCUCGGUGGCAAGGAUCCCUUCAUCGUGUGUGAUGACGCCAAUGUCAAACACGCAGCCACUAUUUGCUUGCGUGGCGUGUUUCAGAACGCUGGGCAGAAUUGCAUCGCGGUUGAAAGGGUUUUUGUGCAUGAGGUGGUAAUGGACGAAUUUGCGGGUCAUGUAGUGGCGGGCGCGAAGGCUAUCCGACUGGGGGUAGAUAUGGGUGCGAUGACAAUGGGGGAGAGUGCGCUGGCACAUGUAAAGGACCUUGUGGAUGAUGCUGUCAAGCAGGGCGCGGAGUUGUUGGUGGGGGGCAAGGCAGCGAAGGUCAAUGGGAAGGGAUCUUUCUUUGAGGCGACGGUACUAAAGGGAGUAACGCCGAGGAUGCGCAUUGCGAAAGAGGAGGUAUUUGGCCCGGUCGUGUCCUUGAUCGCAUGGAGCAAUGAUAACGUGUUGGUGAAGAUGGUCAACUCUUGCCCGUUCGGGUUGGGUUCUUCUGUCUACUCUGAAGACAGUGGUCGUGCCGACACUAUCCUAAGUGCCAUUCGGGUGGGAAUGGGGAAUGUGAAUGAUUUUGCUACGAACUAUUUGUGCCAGAGUAUGCCGUUCGGUGGGACAAAGGAAUCCGGUUCGGAUAAGUUUGCAGGAAUCGAAGGUCUGCGAGGUUGCUGCAUCGCCAAAGCUGUGACUAGAGAUCGCUUCCCAGGCGUGAAGACGACUUUACCAAAAGCUUUUCAAUAUCCUACAAGACCAAAUGCCUUCGAAAUUUCGGCAGAGAUAACUGACCUUGUAUACGGGAAGGGUAUUUUGGUGAAAUUUGAUAACGUGAGGAACUUGCUAGGUAUGACUAUUCGUCGCGGAUGGCGACCACGGACGACGGCCAGCGGUUGACGUCUGAAAGGACGAGUGACGGGGUUAAAUCUGAAAUAUCCGCCUAUUGAAGAGGUAAAAACAGUAACUAUUCAACA
Molecule: messenger RNA, 2090 nt
Organism: Chondrus crispus (carragheen)
Lineage: Eukaryota; Rhodophyta; Florideophyceae; Gigartinales; Gigartinaceae
Product: Aldehyde dehydrogenase
Exons: 2
Coding region: 1-2013 (670 amino acids)
Molecular function (GO): aldehyde dehydrogenase (NAD+) activity
Source: RefSeq, a predicted model, not a curated record